GUCCAGAGAGAGGGCGGCUGCUGCCAACGAAUAUGUGGAGCGGCGCAAGCACUACCAAGUAAUUUUCUCCCUCUCUUUUUUUUCUUUCUUCCACCUGACCGUACAACCAUGUCUGACGAUCACGAUAACUCCUUCGCUACCGCCGAUGCUGGUGCCUCCUUGACUUUCCCCAUGCAGUGCUCUGCUCUGCGCAAGAACGGCCACGUCGUCAUCAAGGGCCGUCCCUGCAAGAUCGUUGAUAUGUCUACCUCCAAGACUGGCAAGCACGGUCACGCCAAGGUCCACUUGGUCGCCAUUGACAUUUUCACUAACAAGAAGCUGGAAGAUUUGUCGCCCUCGACCCACAACAUGGAUGUCCCCAACGUCCAGCGUAAAGAAUACCAGCUCAUCAACAUCGAUGACGGUUUCCUUAGCUUGUUGGAGGGCGGCGAUACCAAGGAUGAUGUCAAGCUUCCCGACACCGACCUUGGCCAGCAGUUGCAAAACGACUUUGAAGAAGGCAAGGACUUGUUGGUCACUGUCGUAUCUGCCAUGGGUGAAGAACAUGCUUUGGCCUACAAGGAAGCUCCCCAAAAUUAAACACAUCCUGGCCUAGUUGGGUAUUUCGGUGCAAUGUGGGCUGCGGACGAUACUCUUGAGGCUUCGAAAUAGUUUCCAUCUUCUACUUUGUGUGUUUCUCUCUCUCUUCCUAUUGCUUAUAGCAUAUUUGUCUCCCAAAGAAUAUAUUAAAAACUCUUUUUUUACGUUACCACAUAUACUGUGAAUAAGUUCCCAGAGCACCCAGCGGGGUAUGAUAUGACGAUAUGACAUGUUUACUUUUUUGAAUAAAACUCAGAAAAGCGAGAGACGGUAUACAGUUU
Molecule: messenger RNA, 860 nt
Organism: Zychaea mexicana
Lineage: Eukaryota; Fungi; Mucoromycota; Mucoromycetes; Mucorales; Lichtheimiaceae
Product: eukaryotic translation initiation factor 5A
Exons: 4
Coding region: 109-579 (156 amino acids)
Biological process (GO): positive regulation of translational termination; positive regulation of translational elongation
Molecular function (GO): RNA binding; translation elongation factor activity; ribosome binding
Source: RefSeq, a predicted model, not a curated record